Messenger RNA from Mesocricetus auratus (golden hamster), 2906 nucleotides. RefSeq names its product YY2 transcription factor (gene Yy2). The record is from RefSeq and is a predicted model, not a curated record. Gene Ontology annotation, cellular component: transcription regulator complex; PcG protein complex. The transcript has 2 exons. Gene Ontology annotation, molecular function: RNA polymerase II cis-regulatory region sequence-specific DNA binding; DNA-binding transcription factor activity, RNA polymerase II-specific. The coding region runs from base 176 to 1294 and encodes 372 amino acids. Gene Ontology annotation, biological process: regulation of transcription by RNA polymerase II. Lineage: Eukaryota; Metazoa; Chordata; Mammalia; Rodentia; Cricetidae.
GAACAAGUUCGAUUUAACGGCUUUGGAAUUUUUCUCUUCAUUAUUUAUCCUGGAGCAUUUGUUGAUCUGUUCACCACCCAUUUGCAACUUAUAUCACCAGUCCAGCAGCUAAGGAUAUUUUGUGCAGCCAUCUCCCACCUGCUUGCUACCCAGCACCGCUACGUGGGUCUCAGCCAUGGCCUCAGAGAAACUUCUCUGUGUCACCACAGAAAAUGCAGAGAUUCCUUCCGACCUUGUGGAGCUGCAGCCACUCAAUGUAGAAGCGGUUUCUGUGGAAACCAAUGCAGUUCAAACCAUCGAAGUGUACCAAGACGCAGGUGUCGAUUGGGCACAUGGUGGCCACUACCACUCUCCUCUUAUCGCUCUGCAGCCCCUUGCUGCCAGCACCCUGAGUAAUGGGGCCCAUGAUCAGGAAAUGAUCAUCGUGCAGACACGAGAGGAGGUGGUGGGCUACCAGGACUCAGACAACCUGCUAAUCAGUGCUGAAUUUGAAAGCCAAAUGGUUGUUCCAGCUGUUAAUCAAGGUGACUAUCUCCAGCCGACGACUGCCUCUUUGUCGGGCUUCGUGGCAUCAGCGCAUGGUCAAGGUGAGCUCAACCCCUGUGAAGGGAAUCUCUGUGGUUUGACGACCGUGAUCGAGGCUGGUAAAGAAGUCGCGAGCCCUGACCUGGUCGACAAACAGUGGGAGCAGAAGCAGGGAGAAAUUGAAGCUCUGGAAGGAGAAUUACCCUUUGCUAUGUGGGAGGUUACUGAACAAGAAGAUCUCAUGGCUGAAAAGCAGGCUGGCGACUCGCCUCCUGAUUAUUCCGAGUAUAUGACAGGAAAGAAAUUUCCUCCUGAAGGAAUACCUGGCAUUGACCUGUCCGAUCCCAAACAACUGGCAGAAUUUACAAGCAUGAAACCCAGAAAGCCUAAAGGAGACUUUCCAAGACCUAUAGCUUGCUCUCAUAUAGGCUGCGGGAAGAUGUUCAAGGAUAACUCUGCUAUGAGAAAGCAUUUGCAUAUCCAUGGGCCUAGAGUGCACGUCUGUGCGGAAUGUGGCAAAUCUUUUGUUGAGAGUUCGAAGCUGAAACGUCAUCAGUUGGUUCACACUGGAGAGAAGCCCUACCAGUGUACCUUUGAAGGUUGUGGGAGACGGUUUUCCCUGGAUUUCAAUCUGCGCACUCACGUGCGAAUUCAUACCGGUGACAAGCCCUUUGUGUGCCCAUUUGAUGCCUGCAACAGGAAGUUCGCUCAGUCGACCAACUUGAAAUCGCAUAUCGUAACACAUAUUAAGAGCAAGAAUGACCACUAAAAAGAAGUGAGAAGAUCCUGGGAACUAUUUUACACUAAUGUGCCUGGGGAUAAAUAUGCCUCAUUUGAAGUUUCUACGAAAGUUCUUGCAAAUGAAUUCUAUAUAUCUGAGGUUUAUCUUUUGAUAGAGUAAGAGUUAAAAGUUUAUGUUGGUAAAAUGCCCUAUUUUGUGCUUCAGUGGUAUUUUGUGAAGUUUGGUUUCAACAGGAUAGACUAAUUUACUAACUUCACAUUGUUGCUGAGAUGCCACAUGUUUUGUACUGAUAUUUCUCAAAGCUUGGUUUCAACAAAAGACUAACUUACAAACCUUAUAUUGUAGCUAAAGAUGGCCUGUGUUAUUUUACCCUGUGGUUUUGAGAAGUUUGGUUUCAACAGGAGACUAAGUCAUGAACCUUAUAUUGCUAAAAUAUUCUGUCUUCUGCAGUGGUCUUUUUAUGAAACUGGCUUCAACAAGAGACUUUCACAAACUAGAUAUGCUGAAAUGACCUACUUUAUUCUGCUGUGUUUUUAUGAAACUUGCUUUCAAAAGGAGACUAACUCAUGCACCACAUUGUUUCUAAAGAUGUCCUGUGUUAUUUUGCUCUGAAGUAUUUUGAGAAGCUUGAUUUCAACAGGAAACUAAAUCACAAACCUCAUUGUUGCUAAGAUGCUCUGUGUUUUCGGGGUGACUUUUUGUGGUUUGGUUUCAACAGGAGACUGUUAUAAACCUCAUAUUGCUAAGUGUUGAAGUUUGUUUUCAACAAGAGACGAUUUCACGAACUUCGUAUGCUAAAAUGACCUGUUUUAUUCUGCAGUGGUGUUUUUAUGAAACUUGCUUUCAACAGGAGACUACCUCAUAUUGAUAAGGUGUCCUGUAUUCUAAAGUAGUGUUAUUGUAAAGUUGGUUUUGACAGGAGAAUAAUUCAUGAACCUCACAACAUAGUGUUGCCAAUAUGCCCUGUUUUGUUCUGCAGUGGCAUUUUUGUGAAGUUUAGUUUCAACAGGAGACUAAUUCACAAGCCCCAUAUUUGAGAUAAGAUGCCCUGUCUUAUUUUGCAAUGAUGUUUCUGUGAUCUUUGGUUUUGGAAGGAAAAUAACUCUCGAAAUUCAUGUCAAAUUAUAUUUGUUUAUACAGCUUAAAAAUGGGACUUUUGCAUUCUUGGGAGCCUACUUACUACUUUUUUGUUAAUUAUGUGUUCAUGUUUAUACUUUUAGGAAUAUGCUUAGUAUUUGUAUAUAUGGUUUCUGUGGAGUUGAUGUAUGUAAAAGGAAGUCUUUAAAGCAUGGGUAGUUUUAUACAUACAUAUUAUCCUGCUAAAGAAAAAUUCUAGGUUUGCUGUCUUAAUUUUGGCAGCAUUCCUUAAUGUCAAGACAUUUUGUGAAAAUUUCUUAGCCAUAUUAUGCAGUAUAGAAUAUUAGGUGAUUAACAUAUUAGCCAAUUUAAGCAUCUUUUAGUCGCUAUAUACCCUCCCCUCAUACUACCUAAGAUGCUGUUGUUGAAUGUAAUUUCUUUGAUCAAAUAAGAGUAGUGUUUGAUUUUAUAGUAUUUUAUCUUCAAAUUGAUUGCAUGUUUGAUGUGUAUUUUUGUGUGAUAGAGAAAGCAAAAAUAAAGUAACUGUUUGAAGAACUAAAAA